Molecule: messenger RNA, 2542 nt
Organism: Hippocampus comes (tiger tail seahorse)
Lineage: Eukaryota; Metazoa; Chordata; Actinopteri; Syngnathiformes; Syngnathidae
Product: caprin-1-like
Exons: 17
Coding region: 175-2073 (632 amino acids)
Cellular component (GO): cytoplasm
Molecular function (GO): RNA binding
Source: RefSeq, a predicted model, not a curated record
CAGGAGCAGCCAAAGAGCAGCCAUAGAGAGCAGUUCCUUCCUCAGCCGGUUCGUGUGUCACCUCGAGCAUCUUUUCUGGAAAAAUACCACAGAAAGGCAAAGCCACCGAGUUUACCUGCUCAAUUGUUGUUAAUCUAGUCGACGUAAAUCUCUUUGAAGACAAAGAGUAUAAAGAUGCCUUCAGCGAUGGUUGGCAACAAUGCUGUCCAGUCUGCCAUUCCAGAGGUUGGAAACGGGAGCAAGUCUGACGCCAUGAAGCAGGUUCUUGGUGUGCUCGACAAGAAGGUUCGCAACAUGGAGAAAAAAAAGUCCAAAUUGGAUGACUAUCAAGCGAAGAAGAACAAAGGUGAAAGCCUGAAUCAGGAUCAGCUGGAGGCCUUGUCAAAGUACCAGGAGAUCCUCACCAAUAUUGAGUUUGCUCGGGAGCUGCAGAAGAUUUUCCUGACCCUUGGCCAAGAGAUUCAGAAGACUUUGAAGAAAACUGCAAGACGCCAACAGCUGCAGCGAGAGGAAAUGGAGCAACGGCGACUGAAGACGGUGUUGGAGCUGCAGUUUUUAUUGGACCAGUUGGGUGACCACAACGUCAGGCAGGAUCUGACGCGGCCAGAUGCUUCUGGCUCCUCUUUGCUCACGGAUGCUGAUCUCGCAUCUCUCGACGAGUUCUACAAACUCGUCGGACCUGAUCGAAACUGCGACGUCAGGUUGACUGAACAAUAUGAAGAGGCCUCACUGCACUUGUGGGAACUGCUCGAGGGCAGGGACAAGGCCGUGGCAGGAACGUCAUACAAAGCACUGAAGGACAUCAUGGAGAACUUGCUUCAGGGCGGCUACUUUGACAGAGCACCAAGUGCUCGAAAUGGAACAUGCGAAGAGGAAGAGGAGAAGCAGGAAAAGCAAGCAGUGGUGGCUGAUUCCAAUGUUCCAGAGCAAACACCCGAACCAGAAGCAACAGUUACUGAAAAUCAUCCACAGCCAGUGCAAUUGGAAACCACAGAGUUUGUAAAUAGACAGUUUAUCCCGGAAAGCACUUAUAGCAGUACAGACACAGAACAUGUGGAGGAGUGGUCAGUGGACAUGCAGAUGGUGAAUUCCCUUCAGCAUCAGCCCCCCACCCAGCUGCCACCAGAACCGAGCGUUGCUGUGAAUCGUGUCAGCCCGUCUCCGUCGACUGACCCGGUGAUCAGAAAGCAGGCAGUGCAAGACCUCAUGGCCCAGAUGCAAGGGACUUAUAACUUCAUGCAGGACUCAGUGUUGGAUUUUGAUGGGCAGCUCCUCGACCCGGCCAUUGUUUCAGCCCAGCCCAUGAAGCCUGUCCAGACUGUGGACCUCCAACAGCUAGCAUGUGCAUCAUCCCACUCAGAGUCCAGACUUCCGCAGAUGAGUGCGAUGACAGGACCAAAGGAACCCUCACACGCUGCAAUGUCUCUGUCUUCUGAGCAUUCGUCUGCCUCUUGUUCCCUGUCCUCUGCCUUCCCACCUGCUUCCAAAUCCACCCACACUGGAGGCAUCAAUGUCAAUGCUGCCCCCUUCCAGUCAGUGCAAGCGGUAUUUGUUCUGAGUGCACCUGCGCCACCAGCCGGCGGCCAAGCUGAUCCUCGAAAGCCGCCCCAGUUUCCUGUGAGCUACGGGCAGAGUUUUAGUGGUCCAUUGGAGCCUGCUGCUGACCAUCCUGACAUCCCGCAGGAGACUUUACAAUCUGUUGUUGCUGGAUUCCAGCCCCAAGCGUCGAUCAUGCCUUCGCCAGCUGUGCAUGGAGAUUCGUCGCCUGGCGCAGGCUUCGGACAGUCGGGCCAGUCCUUGUUCAACAGCAGGACCGUGCCCCGGGGCGGCGCAAGGAACGGCAGAGGCGCCAUGAAUGGCUACCGCGGCUCCUCCAAUGGAUUUAGAGGGGGAUAUGAAGGUUACCGUCCUCCUUUCUCUAACCCUCCCAGCAGUGGUUACGGUCAAAACCAAUUCAACGCGGGGGCCCGGGACUACUCGACUAACAACUAUCAGAGGGAGGGCUACCAACAAGGUUACAAACGGGGGGCUGCCCAGGGGCCUCGAGGUAAUGCUCAACCAAUGCGAUCCUAAUGACUGGCUCGUCGCUCCACAUUGAACAUUCAGGAUUUUUGAAUGUGCUCACCCAAACUCACUUUUCUAAUGUUCCAUUUCUCAGUAACACUUUUUUUUUAAAUUAAAGGCCUGUUUAAGUCAGUCUGCUUUUGUCUGCCCGUUUUCUCUAAAUGUUUUAACACAAAAUGCUGUUUCCUAAUUUCAUGUGGGAUUAUCGGCAAGUAUGUGAGAUAUUAAACAACUAGGUAUUCCUGUAAACUUGAAAGAUUUCAUUAAUUUAUUUUUUGUACAAAAUGAUGCAAAAAAUACCCUGCCACUGUCAAAAUGAUUCCUUGGAGAUUUUCCUCAGGCAAGUGCUUUUUGGUCACCUUUUCCUUCUCAUCUUGUAGACAUGACAAUUUAUUUUUUAAACUAUCACCAUCUAUCACCUCUUUGUAUGAUAAUCAGUCAAGACUGUUUCAAUAAAGCUGUGUUCUAUUACAAGGCA